Molecule: messenger RNA, 1568 nt
Organism: Canariomyces notabilis
Lineage: Eukaryota; Fungi; Ascomycota; Sordariomycetes; Sordariales; Chaetomiaceae
Exons: 2
Coding region: 71-1261 (396 amino acids)
Source: RefSeq, a predicted model, not a curated record
CCUUCGCCGGCUACUCCAAAGAGUCCAAAUCCUCAGGCUCCCAUAUCCAGCUCCAGUCUCCUUCUACCUUAUGGCGAAGCGAUUGCUCGACGUGGACGAGACCCCCAGCUCUCCGCCGAAGAGGACGCAACGGACACAUGAUGAGAACCGGGAGAGGGCUUACAUCGCCGCCUCACGGAGAACCGACCGAACCCUCGAGGAUAGGAUGGACUCUGCCUACAAAGCGUCAGCCUUGCACAAGCGCCGCACGGGGAAAGGUUUUAAGCUGUCCGAAGAAAUCGUCAAGAACCAGGAGAUGUACGAAGAGGACGACGACGAGCUGCCGCGACGCUCCUUCGCCUUUCGUCAAUCCAGAUCCAUGUCCGUAUCAUCGGGCGCGACUCGCCAUCCAAGUACCAACGCUUCAUUAGAGGAGUUGGCCGCGGCCAAGCUUGCCGAACAAGCCGAAGUCGAGCGCAUCUUUGACCAGCAGUUUCCGGGCUACUCUGCCUGCCUGCGGUCGAGACACUUCAGCCAUCCUUUCAUCUUUCCAUCUACUCAAGGCAAUUGGGCACCCCCGCAACCCCAGCCUCAGCCGCCCGUCUUUGCGGAUGCGUCGUCCGCACCCCAGGGUCCGCCGCUUUACCCUUCAUCACAUUCUGUGCCGCCGGUGAGCGCGGACGAGCCGGUGUCACCACUGAUUCUUUCCAGCAGUCCCGAGCCUGAUACCCCCCACACAGCCACUCCAUCACCACGGCCGCCCUUGAGCCUACACACCGCAACCUCCUCAUGCCCAACGAUUCCCCUUCAGACUUACGGCCUCGAUACGGCGCCUUUGAGAGGGGGAAAGUACACUUCUUCCAUCAGCGGCUUGGGCGGCGACGACGUUGAGCUGAUGAUGAGCAACACCAACACCAGCCUGAAAAACAUUGACCCGAGCCUCAUCGGUGUUUUUGAGGACAACGGCAACAUCCCAACAGAAAUUAGCGACGAUCUGCUCUUUAGUACAUCCGACCCUUCUUCGUUCAUGCCGCCCGCCUAUUCGUCCGCUUCCUUUGCGUUCUUGGGCCAGGACUUGGCCUCCUUCGAGGAACCGUCCUCAGCUACGACGGCUGAUUCCUCUACCUCGUCGCCCCGAUCGUCGUCGUCCCACGGUGACCCAUCCACGCCCCUUACGCCGGUCGAGGCCGGAAGCGGCUACGGCCAGCACCUCAAGACGGUGCUGGAGGAUGAUUCUUGGAAGGAUUUCUUGUCAACGGAAGGCGAAAAUGUCCUAUGCUGAGUUCAUUUUCUUGCUUCGGGGUUCCUAGGUCAUGGGUUGCUUGCUAAGCAUGUGAGUUAUUGCGAGGCGUUCUAAAACGGAUUAUUGGGGUUUGGGAGUCAUAGGGAGGCCGGACUGCGUUUCUCUUGUGUUGUACGGGUUUCUGGCGCGGUAGCUUUGAACGGGUGAACCUGCAGCUGAAAGCAUGACCAAAACGAACAGAAAGACACGGAGUCUGAGCUAUGGAAGAAAGGAGAUUAUGACUAUGUACUGUACCAAGCGCGUUAGUUCCGGAUGUAAAAACAUUGUAAAAUAAAGUGUAAAAUAG